ACUUGUGGUUUAAUUUUGCAUUAUGGACCGUCAGAUACCCUUUCAUAUCCUCCUUUGUGCCUUCCUAUGUUAGGUUACACGCCCUUUCACUGAGAGUUAGCUGGACACACAUAGAAAAAAAUUCCUCAUCUCCCGACUGGUACACUUGUCAUCAUCCAACCAAUGGACACCGCCACUAGCGCAAACGCAGAUGAAGGAGCCACACUGGGCCCCUCGGAAAUAUCAAAAAUCGGAGCUAUACUUGACAAAAUUCUCCCGUAUAGGGACAUAAACGUAGUAACCCUAAAGAGCGUAAGAAAAGACGUGGCGGAUUAUUUAAAUGUGGAUGAAUCGUACUUUUCGGAGAGCAAAGAAAAAAAAGAAUUACUGAAAAGUAUCUUGAAAGAAAAGUUAUUAAAAAUUUACAAGCAACAGAAAGAGGAGGAGACGACGGAUGACGUUGAAAAUAGCGAAUACAACGAUGAUGUUAAGAAAGACGAUUCGAAAGAGAGAGUAAAGAAAAGUGCAAGCAAAAGCGCGAAGAAAAGUCCGAAAAAUAAAGACAAACAUGCAGAGAAGAAAAACUCCGAUAAUGAUGAGGGACAAGAAGAGGAAGAAGACAACUACACCGAUGACAGCAUGGGCGAUAGUACAACGAAGUCAAAAAAAAAAAAUAAAAUAAAAAAAAAAAAAAAGAGAGAAUUAAAUUCUGACGAGGAUAAUCAAUUACCAAAGAAAAAGAAAAAGGGAAAGGAAAAAAAUGAUGAUGACAAUGAUGAAUAUGAUGAGGAUGAAGAAGACGAUGAACCAAAUGAUUUCGAUUAUGAUACAAACAAACGUAAAGACACUAAUGAGGAUGCUUCCAAAAAAAAAAAAAAAAACAUGAGCAGCAGUGGAAAUAACAGUAGUAAAGAAAAAAAUGUACAUACCAUGAAAAAAGAAAAAUUAAGAAAAUUAGUUUUGGAUUUAAAAAUUGGACCCACUAUUUUUAAAGACUUAAACAAAGAAGAUGAAGAAGCAUACAAUAAAAAACUAGAACAGAAAAUAAUCACGUUUUGCGAAAAAAAAAACGUGUGCUCGGAAAGUGGAAGAUUACCCAAUCCGAAUGAAAUACACGAGUACAGAAAAAAAAUUAAACUGAAGGAAGAAUUAGAUGGUAUUGACCCGUCCAACAUCCUCGACUCCAGCACAAGGGUGAGGAGAAGGAACCCCAACGCUUAUGUGCCGCAGUCCUUUGCAGAGAUUGAUGAGGAGGAGGAAGGUGAAGAGGGUGAGGAAGAGGAAGAAGAUGAGGAUGACGAGGAGGAUGAUGAAGAGGUCGACGGAGCGGAUGACAACGACGAUGAAGAGGAGGAAGAAGACGAUGACGGUGACGAUGGUGAAGAUUCCGACGAAUAUGAUGACGAUGAUCAGGAUGAUGAUGAGGACGGGGUGACUAAAUCUAAAAAGAAGAAAAAGUUAAUAAAAACAAUCAGCAAGAAGAAGACUCGUGUGUUGGAGGACGACGACUAA
This is a messenger RNA of Plasmodium coatneyi, 1491 nucleotides long. RefSeq lists its product as uncharacterized. The record is from RefSeq and is a predicted model, not a curated record. The coding region runs from base 163 to 1491 and encodes 442 amino acids. The transcript is spliced from 2 exons. NCBI's taxonomy places the organism in Eukaryota, Apicomplexa, Aconoidasida, Haemosporida, Plasmodiidae.